Molecule: messenger RNA, 2003 nt
Organism: Haliotis rufescens (red abalone)
Lineage: Eukaryota; Metazoa; Mollusca; Gastropoda; Lepetellida; Haliotidae
Exons: 11
Coding region: 124-1737 (537 amino acids)
Biological process (GO): transmembrane transport; monoatomic anion transport
Molecular function (GO): transmembrane transporter activity
Source: RefSeq, a predicted model, not a curated record
GUGAACCAGUAAUCGAUGACGCUUCCUAAAACGCUGUGAGGUUAAUUCCUAGGACUAUACAUCGUACAUCUCACUGUAUUGAUGUUGCUGACAAUAGAUUGACGGUGUAUCGUAACAAAUAGUAUGGCCUCCAGCAGACGCGUGUCAGCGGAAGCAAACGGUUCCCUGUCCGUCAGUAACCAAGACAACGGCACCACGCUUCCAGACUCGUAUCCCUCAUUCUUCCAGAAGUACACAUCUCGCAGAUGGAGCAUCGGGUACAUGAUGGUCUUGGCCUUCGUGCUCGUCCAGUCUCUGGAGAACUGCAUGUCAUUCGCGCUCGUCUGUAUGACAAGGGAGAUUACUCAGGAACCGGACUUCAACCACACUGUCAUUACGUCGCAAGAAACGUAUCCUAACAUUUGGAAUACCACCAUGUCAUCCAACAUGUCAUCAAAUGGCGGCAAGACAAUUCCAGGAGAAUUCAGUUACACGAGCGAGAUGCAAGGACUCUUCAUCUCAUCCCCAUUCUAUGCCGGCAUUAUUUCACCAAUAUUCGGCAGUUUGGCGUCACGGAGAUUUGGACCAAAGAGAGUUAUCUUUUUUUGCAUGCUACUAGGGGGCACUAUGGAAAUUCUUGUACCCUUGUCUGCACGUACCAAGGACUAUCUGGUCGUCAUUUGUAGGAUUAUUAUGGGAUUUGCAUUAAACAUGAUAUUGCCGGCGUCUCUGGACAUCUGGCUCUACUGGUCCCCUGCACGGGAGAAGGCACAAAUGGUUACAUACUCGUUUGCAGGCUUCAACAUGGCAAACAUAGUCACCUUCCUGAUUUGCGGGUUUCUCUGCGUCAUUCCAAUUGACAAUGGUUGGCCGUUUAUAUUUUAUGUGUUUGGUGGAUGUGCGGUGAUCUGGUGUCUGGCAUGGCUUGCCAUAGUAUACGACAAACCGGAACUCCAACCAAGUAUAUCACACGAAGAAAAGUCUUACAUUUUUCAACACAGGACCAAUGUGGACAAUGAUCGUAAGGACAGCCAUAUCCCAUGGAAGAGCAUGGUCUCCAGUGUACCAGUGUGGGCCUACUGGGCUGUCAUGUUCUUCCAUGCGUGGAACAGCAGCGUCCUCUUCAGUUAUCUCCCCACGUACAUGGCCACAGUGCUAAAUUUUGAUGUUGAACAGAAUGGUGCCCUCUCCUCACUUCCAUACGUAACACGGGUCAUGGGCACCGUGGGGUGGAGCAUCAUCUCAAUACAGCUGAUGAAGGUCAUCUCCAUGACCCACACAAGGAAGCUGAUACAGACAAUAGGUUACACAGUGUCGGCUGCACUUACCAUUGGUCUUUGUUUCCUGGAGGACGGCCAAGAAUACAUCGCUGUUGCCAUGUUCGCAUUGACCACGCCCUUCACGGCUGCCGCAGUCAGUGCGGCUAUAGUAAGCCCUGUGGACCUUGCCCCACAAUACGCUUCCGUCAUGACGUCAGCCGGCAUUGCCUUUUCUCAGAUGGCAAUGUCAACAGCACCAGUAGUAGUGUCCUACAUUAUCCCAGAGAAGACCAGGGACCAGUGGGCUUCGGUCUUUUAUAUGAACGCCGCCGUGUAUUUUAUCGGGGCCUUAACGUAUCUGAUAUUUGGCAGCGGAGAGAUCCAACCAUGGGCAGACAACUCUGUCGAGAAGAAUGACGUUGAAGCGCCCAGGUCCAGGAAGCAGAGUGAAGUAAACGCAGGGUACAUCAACGACGCGGACGAGAUGUCAAAGAUGUGAUGUAUGGCUUGUGUGAUAGCAGUGUGAGGGAUUCAACACAGACAUUCUUUUCUUCAAAAAGGAGCCCAAAAAAAUCGGUUAACUUUUUCAGGACAUCCAACAAAGCCAGCAAACAGUAUAUCCCCCUUUUGAUUGAAUCUACUGGGACGAAUUCAGCAUUUGAAACUAUAAACCAUCUUUCAGAAACAGAAAUAGCCUUCAUUUGUCCCACUCCAACGAUCGAACCGAACAACCUUACGUCAAUAAAAUUAAGUAAUAAUCAGUUA